CUCUCUCUCUCUCGCGCUCAGCACUCUCGGACAGGCUGGGCAGCAGCGGGCGGCUCUGCUGUCCUCCGCUCUCAUCUCUCCGCCUCUUUAUUCCGGCUGAAUUAGCGGUGUAAUCCCAGGCUGUGACGGAUGCUUCCUCGGCCGGCCGCCGGGGUCGACCCUCAGCAUGAGUCUGAGGAGUUCGGGGUUCUGACACGUUUAAUUCAGGAUGUAAUCCAGGUUUGAGAAGUUUGUUCUGGAACCGGGACUCUGAGACUCUCCAGAAUCAUGAGUGACGUCCAAGGCUCAGACUGCACCUUCAGAGACGAUGAGAAGAAAUCCUCCAGUCACCCGGACUCGUCCACCUCCGGACACAACACCUACACCAUCCCCAGCCCCACCGAUGUUCAGAACACUGCAGGUAGACCAGAACCUCUGGGUUUUAAGCUGGAUGAGAGACAGAGACUCGCCCGAGAGAGACGAGAGGAGCGGGAGAAACAGAACGCUGCUCGGGAGGCGCAGUGGUUGGAGCGUGAGGAGAGGGCGAGGCAGUUCUAUGAGAGGCAGUUGGAGGAGAGGAAGAAGCGUCUGGAGGAACAGAGGAUAAAGGAGGACAGGAGACGCGCCGCGGUGGAGGAGAAACGACGGCAGAAACUCCAGGAGGAGAAGGCGCGCUAUGAGGCUGUGAUGAGGAGAACUCUGGAGAGAAGCCAGAGGACCCGACCAAAAUCCAACCGCUGGAGCUGGGGAGGAGUCCUCACCACCAGCACCUCCCACAACAGCGGUUUUGAUGACUCUGCUCUGCUCCUGCCGCUGGACCUGGCUGGGUUGGAGCGUUAUCACGGGGCUUUUAGCCUGGCGCGGCAGCAGCGCCUACGCUCACAAUAUGCUGACAGAAGGUCAGUCUCCACCAUGAAUCUGUCCAAACACACAGAUCCAGUUAUAACCAAACGUUUGUCCUCGUCUUCUGCCACGCUGGUAAACUCACCGGACAGAGCUUUGCAGAAGCGGACGUCCGUCUCCUCGUCCUGUUUAGUAAAUAAAGUUCAGUCUAGAGCUCGAGGUUCCAGAGAGAAGAUCCUGCAGGACAAGCCCACAGGUAUGCGUCGGAUGCCUUUAACCCCGUGGGAGAACACUGUGGUCAGUCGUCUGCAGGCUCCCACUCACUCGUACCUGGCCCGGAGCCGCAGCGCUAUGUCUCUCUCCGGAGAUGCAGUGACCCCCGUUUGUCCUCGCUCAGCUUCCUGUCACCCAAUGAGCUCGCAGUCCUUCAAGUCCCUGCAGUCACGCAGCGCCGAGCGGCCAAUGAGGGCCGGCCUCAGCCUGGAACGACCAAUCAGAGCCGGUUACGCCGGACCGGAAACUCUCCCUCGCAGAAAGACAACGCACAACAUCCCGGUGGACAGGAAGGAUAAGGACUAUGUGAGAAAGUCCUGGAGUAAUCUGUCCUAUCCCACUCCAUCACUAACUACAUUACCCACCAAGAGAGCGCCAUCACCGAGCAGCCAGCGCAGCAGAACCAGCCAGCACCUGUCUACCAGAAGUUCCGCUAAACCACCUCCCGUCUCCCAGAAGCCUCCCAUCACCAAAAAGUCCCGGUCUCCGCCUCCACCAGCCUCCAUACCCCUGUCUCCUAGCAACCCCUCCCUGUCGCCCGGCAACCUGAGGCCGAAUAGGGUACCAUCUGAAAGCCCCAGAGCGACCCCAGAGGGCGAGAAUGGCAGGAAGGUGGAAGAUGAGGCAAAAACGGAGGUGGAGGCUGAGAGACAGGAAGAGGCGGAGCCUAGAACCAGAUCUGCUAAGUCUCCAGCAGAGGGCACUGUUCCAAAAGCAGAGCCUGCAGGAGAGAGCGGUGUCGGUUCUCCAGCAGUCAGAACCUCAGCAGGAACCACAGAUCCAGAGGAAGCCUCUCGACUGCUGUCUGAGAAACGCCGUCAGGCCAGAGAACAGAGGGAGCGCGAGGAGGAGGAGAGGAGGCAGCAGGAGGAGGCUGAGAGACGGCACAGAGAGGAGAUGGCUCGUAGGAAAGCGGAGGAGAGAGCGAGGAGAGAGGAGGAGGCUCAGCGAGUGGCGGAGGAGAAGAAACAGAAGGAGGAGGAGGAGAAACGACUAGAGGAGGAGAGACUGCAGAGAGAGAGAGAGGAGACGGAGCGCCUGCAGAAACAGAAGGAGGAAGAGGAGGCCCGGCAGCGUGAGGAAGCUGAGCGUUUACGUCAGGAGAGAGAGAAGCACUUUCAGAAAGAGGAGGCAGAGAGACUGGAGAGGAAGAAGCGCCUUGAAGAGAUCAUGAAACGCACACGCCGCUCUGAUCAGAAAAGCACAGUCCAGAGGAAUGGAGAGGUGAGCCAGCAGCGCGGUCAGGACUCCGCUCCAGGUAGUCCCUCCAUCAGCGUCUUGUCUCCGCGCUCACCUGAGAUCUCUGAGCACAGAAACGGCCACACCAACCCCGACCCCAACCCCAGCUCUCACACACUGCCCCCUGCAGAACACAGUUUGAGUACAGAAGCUGAUCUGAGAGAAAACGGUGUGAUCUCAGAGACGCAGGAGUUUGAGGAAGUGAUAGAUCUGCCCGUGGCCAAGUUCUCCCGUCAGGAGGGGGACGGAGAGGAAGAGGAUGAGAGGAGGAAGACUCCUCUACUGGCCUUCAGAGAGAACGGCAGCUCCCAUAACCUGAACCCCCGGGAGGACGCUCAGACCCAGCAGCAGCAGCAGCAGGUGAUGUCUGAGUAACUCAAGAAUCAAGAGUCUGCCGGGAAAAUCCAACUUCUAGCGUGUCGAGAACCUUCUUCACUUCCUUCCUUUAAAUUCCCCUCCAUCAGCGCUCUGGAGAAGAUGCUCAGCGGAGGAGAAGAUCUCUACAGAACUUCCUCCAGCUUCCCUCCAUCUCCUCACAGUGUGGAUCUACAGAUCCUCCAGAUCCUUAGAUCGCUCUUCUGCUUCCUGUGUUCUGCCUCGACCCUCCUCCAGACCGGCGUGGACGUUGCAGGAUCCUCAGGAGCGGCAGAGCUCUAAUCAUGUAUCUCCUGUAAUAGUAUCUGGGGGGGAUUCGUUUAAAGGUUUGUUUAAAACCUGUGGAUUUAAAUCAGCUGUAAAGUCUGAUCUGAUACUUGAAGAUAAUGUUUUUUUUCUGUCGUCGUCGCUGUCGAGUUAGCCUUCGGUAAAGUGCUAACCAUAGAGACUCUGCUGGAUGGUGGACGACCUUUGACCUUUGUAUUUAAUUUAGGUGAAUCUUAUGCAAAACGGAUGCAAGUGAUGUUGCUCUGGGUGAGGCAGGAUUGGUGGGUAACGUGCUGAUCUCACUGCUUAGUUUUGUAAUUGCUUAAGAAAGUAAAAUAAUAAUAAGAAUGAAGAAUAUGGUGAUAUUUUCUUUUGUUUUUCUUUUUGUCUGUGAAGCUUUAAAACACUAAAUCAAUCACCUUGUUUUCCAGCAUCACUUUAAUUUUAAAGAGGCAUCUUAAUGACCUGACUUGACUCAAGCAUCCAAAGAUCGUUCUCAUCGUCCACCAAAUGCUAAUGCUAAUGCUAAUGUCUAAAUCUAAAUGUCAGCAUUAGGUUUUUUAAAGCAGCAGCAGCUUUAAUGGCUUAUUGGAUGAUUAGGUUUGGACUCUAUGGCUGAUAUACAGCUCUGUAAAAUAAUAAGAGACACUUAAAAAUGAUGAGUUUCUCUGAUUUUACCAAAUUAAAAACUUUAUAGAAUAAAACAACAAUGUUCAUUUUACUCAAAUAUAAACCUAUAAAUAGUAAAAUCAGAGAAACUGAUUCAGAAUCUGAAGUGCUCUCUUCAUUUUUUACAGAUCUGUAUAUCCGUGUGCUUGGGUUCUGGUUAUUUAAUUUGGAGAUUUUCCACCUGUAGACAUCAGAAAUGAGAAUAUCUGGGAUGUACAGUGUAAUGGCCAUUAAAAGAGAUGGAGAUAGGUUGAAUUUGAUUUAAAAUUGAAGGUGUAAAAUUGAAUAAAUGUGGAAUAUAUAAUUGUGAGAUGCUGCUACAUAUAAAUAAACAUCCCUUAUUUGCCUUAUCAGAUCACGGAGAGGUGAGGAGGCUCAGAGGUUUAUCUCCUCUGUUAGCAGGUCCAUCAUUUGGUUUAAGGGCUAAUUAUAAUAAUAAUAAUAACCAUACCUGCACGUACAGUCUUCAAAAUAAAAGUCCCACGCAGCCCAGUGCUGUUUAAAUGCUGGAAUGGGCGGUGUUGAUCUAACAGGGUUAAAUACUGUAUAUUUAGCUGAAUGGGUGUACACAGAGAGAGCGAUGUAAAUCUAUAAUAUAUAUGUAUCAUAUUAUAAUAUAUAAGAUGCAUAUAUUGUAUAUGGUAUAUAAGGAAGUGCACAGAUGCGUUUUUAAAAGUUGUAUAUUUUAUUAAAACUGAGGCCGAGCUUUAAAAACUGAAGCUACACAGCAGCACAGUGAUGAAUCUGAAUAUCAUAAACAGCGUAUUAAUAAAACUGUAGCCUGGGUUUAUAUAUGUAACGCUACAGCGCCUGAGCUCAUCACACACUCCCGGUUCUUCUUUUACUCAGCCUUUCUCUUCAUUACACACACCGGAAACAUGAAAACCUGAAUAAACACAGUCAGAUCUGUAUAGCAUGUACAAACACAAAAAACAAUAAAAUUCUGUUUGGAAAAACA
Messenger RNA from Astyanax mexicanus (Mexican tetra), 4603 nucleotides. It is a transcript of the gene map7b, whose product is annotated as microtubule-associated protein 7b. The coding region runs from base 268 to 2709 and encodes 813 amino acids. NCBI's taxonomy places the organism in Eukaryota, Metazoa, Chordata, Actinopteri, Characiformes, Acestrorhamphidae. The record is from RefSeq and is a predicted model, not a curated record. Gene Ontology annotation, biological process: microtubule cytoskeleton organization. Gene Ontology annotation, cellular component: microtubule cytoskeleton. The transcript has 20 exons.